GCUCGGUUGGCCGCGGGGCGGCGGGAGGUAGCGGCGGGCAGAGUGAGCCGGAGGCAUGGGUCAGGCGGCCUGGAAGGGGUUCGCCCUGUCGCUGUUCGACUACAAGACCGCAAAGUUCGUGGUCGCCAAGAGCAAGAAGGUGGGGCUACUCUACCGGGUGCUGCAGCUCACUAUCCUGUUGUACUUGCUCAUAUGGGUGUUUCUGAUAAAGAAGAGUUAUCAGGAUAUUGACACUUCCCUGCAGAGUGCUGUGGUCACCAAAGUCAAGGGUGUGGCAUAUACCAAUACCACUAUGCUUGGGGAACGGCUCUGGGAUGUAGCAGACUUUGUCAUCCCAUCUCAGGGGGAGAACGUUUUCUUCGUGGUCACCAACCUGAUCGUGACUCCUAACCAGCGGCAGGGCAUCUGUGCUGAGCGGGAAGGCAUACCUGAUGGCGAGUGUUCUGAGGACACUGACUGCCAUGCUGGGGAGUCUGUUGUAGCUGGACAUGGACUGAAAACUGGUCGUUGUCUGCGGGCAGGGAACUCUACCCGGGGCACCUGUGAGAUCUUUGCUUGGUGCCCAGUGGAGACAAAGUCCAUGCCAACGGAUCCCCUCCUGAAGGAUGCUGAAGGCUUCACCAUUUUCAUAAAGAACUUCAUUCGCUUCCCCAAGUUCAACUUCUCCAAAGCUAAUGUGCUAGAAACAAACAACAAAAAUUUCCUGAAAACCUGUCACUUCAGCCCCAAGAAUCUCUACUGUCCUAUCUUCCGACUGGGGUCCAUUGUCCGCUGGGCAGGGGCCGACUUCCAGGACAUAGCACUGAAGGGUGGUGUGAUAGGAAUCCAUAUCGAAUGGGACUGUGACCUUGAUAAAGCUGCCUCUGAAUGUGACCCACACUAUUAUUUCAACCGUCUGGACAACAGGCACACAAAAUCCAUCUCCUCUGGGUACAACUUCAGGUUUGCCAGGUAUUACCGAGACUCCAAUGGGGUAGAGUUUCGUGACCUGAUGAAAGCCUAUGGCAUCCGCUUUGAUGUGAUAGUUAAUGGCAAGGCAGGAAAAUUCAACAUCAUUCCUACAGUCAUCAACAUAGGUUCUGGGCUGGCGCUCAUGGGUGCUGGGGCUUUCUUCUGCGACUUGGUACUUAUCUACCUCAUCAGAAAGAGCGAGUUUUACCGAGACAAGAAGUUUGAGAGAGUGAGGGGCCAGGAGGAGGAAGCCAAUGUUGAGCUUGAGGCCAACCAGAUCGAGGAGGAGCUGCCAGAGGACAAGCCAAGGGAAGGGGUUCAGCAGGAUGAGCAGCUGCAAGAGCUGGCCCAGAGUGGCAGGAAGCAGAAUGACAGCUGCCAGCUCUUUGAGCCUGCCAGGUCUGGCCUCCUGGAGAAAGCCAUGGUGAAUGUGAAGCAGCCACAGAUCUUGCAAACAGUGAAGACUGAAGAUGCAGUCAGAGCUCUUGGCAGAGAACAGAUUCAAAGAUGAUGGGGCCAGGACAGACCACAGCUCUGACCUGGGAAGAGACCUCUUGGUGCUUGCUCAGGAUGGGGCUUCUGGGAAGAGGCCCCUCAACCCCAUUCGGCUUCCAUGGGAUCCUGCUG
Messenger RNA from Phodopus roborovskii (desert hamster), 1578 nucleotides. It is a transcript of the gene P2rx5, whose product is annotated as purinergic receptor P2X 5. Gene Ontology annotation, biological process: monoatomic cation transmembrane transport; response to ATP. The transcript has 13 exons. Lineage: Eukaryota; Metazoa; Chordata; Mammalia; Rodentia; Cricetidae. Gene Ontology annotation, cellular component: nuclear inner membrane; plasma membrane. The coding region runs from base 56 to 1462 and encodes 468 amino acids. Gene Ontology annotation, molecular function: ATP binding; purinergic nucleotide receptor activity; extracellularly ATP-gated monoatomic cation channel activity. The record is from RefSeq and is a predicted model, not a curated record.